GCAACACCCACGGUCGCUGCUCAGAUGGCUCAUGAUUGCUUGGUGUCUGUCCCACUGGCUAAGGAGGCAGCUCUUGCACUUGUGGAUGCCAUAGAGCCUUACAUGGUAUGGCAGAGUGGUACUAAUCUUGCUGAUAUCGUUUCGGAUCCCGCAUAUAAGGACCCCCCAGCGGAUUACUUUUACCCCCCUCACGAUAUAUUUGCGUAUCUGGCUUCUGUAAAAACCAAUCUUCAGAAUGACCAGUAUGCAAACGAGUACGAGUUUCAGCAAGACCUUUAUCAAAUCUGGGCUCGGUCACAUGAUGGCCAUUUUGUUUUCUAUCCAGAUUUGCUCACGAAAGCUUUCGAAUGGGCCCGGCAACUGGGUUUGGUGUCUAUCAGCAAGGACGGAUCAUCGCUUCCCGAGAUCAAAACCUUUGAGGAUGUGCUGUCAUCUCCUUCUACUGCGUCGGUCGUCACCAAAAUCAACGGCGUUGACGCUGUGACAUACGUGGGAAAUUUGAUCUACCAGGCAUCAUUGAAUCAAGACGCAGAUGCAGCCUACAACAGCACGUUUUUCAAAAAAGUAUUCAAUGCCUCAGGUAUUGGAGAUGGCUACUUUUCCAGUGGUGGACGGGCAAGAUACGUAUACCCUAGCGCCGAUACCACGUUCACGUUUGCAAAUGGAACUGUCAUCACUCUCAACAACAUUGCCAUGGUGAAAGGUGAUUUCGCAGGCGUUGUCGAUGGCCCAUCGUUUUUCACGCGCUUCUGCAAUGCAACUGGGACUGCGGAGCCUUCUGAGCCCGCCGUUGCAGUUAAAUCAAGCGGUGCUGGUGUCGUUGCUCCUGGCUAUCCCACACCUAUCGAAAUUACUCUUGAUGGCGUUGUGUCGGGCUAUUAUCUCAAUGGCACUGGAUAUGAGGACGUUGCGGUCAUGAGCUUGUUGUCUUUCGAGUCAGAAGACUUCAUCGAAUUUCAGCAAAUCGAGCAAAAGUUUCUUGCAGACGCCGUUCGUGAUGGCAAGACGAAGCUUAUAGUUGAUCUCAGCGCCAAUGGCUACAUUCUCCAAGGUUACGAUCUCUUCCGACAGCUGUUCCCUAGCAUCAUUCAAGGUGGGUAUACUCGAUGGAGAGAAAGCGAUAUAUUCUUGACCGUCGCCGAAAUCUUCUCGGCGCAAUCGGCGAACUUCACGCCAAUCUCGGCCUCCGUGGAAAAUAUAAAUCAAUAUGAGGCCACCUUCAACAAGGGAUACGAUCUCAACUUCACAAACCAACCUUUCCUCACAUUUGAGGACAAAUUUGCUCCUCACGUAUAUAAGGGCGAUAAUUACACCGAUCCAUUGACAACAAGUGAUCCAAACUUCGGUGUUGGGACCAAUAUUACAGGGUUUAAUAGCAGAACCAACUUUACUCAGCCUUUUUUGCCAGAAAACAUCAUCUUGCUCCUGGACGGAUUUUGUGCUUCCAUAUGCACAAUCUUCACUGAAUUCAUGCGUACCCAAGCAGGUGUCAAGUCCAUUGCAAUGGGAGGUCGUCCAACCGCUGGUCUAAUCCAAGGAGUUGGCGGUAUCAAAGGUGCCGAAUCUCUCGGCUGGUCCAAUGUCUUAGGGUACGCAAAGGAUGUAAAUCAGACCGCAACUCCAGACCAAGAGAAAGUCCUUGCGAGACUCACCGACAUCCCCAUCAGCAGGAGUUCCUCAUCCGGUCUCAACGUGCGAGACAAUAUUCUUCCAGAUCAUGUCAACGAUGGCUUGCCCGCUCAGUAUGUGGUGGAAUAUUCAGAAUGUCGCUUGUAUUAUACGGAACCUAUGGUUACUGAUGUCACGGCGACGUGGAGGCUGCUGCUGAUGCUGCUUUCAAUGGGAAGAAAUGCACUGCAGGAUCGCUGCCGAAGAGAGAUCUAGAGGCGGAAUCGAAGGCGAAGAGAGCCAAUACACCAGAAGUGAGGCGCAGAAGAGCAGCAAAUAUGAAGAGGUCGGGGGCGACUAAGAAUGCGGCUUUUGUCAAGGCACAUGGAAACUUCAAGGAGAUUCCUUGAGUUGGCAUGCGAACUAGGAGAAAUCUAUUUCCUAAUUUAAAGCAGACAGUAGAAAAUAAUAUAGUAAUGACAUAGUGCGGGGGCGUUGUUAAGAGAUCAGUUGAAGAUGAUGG
Messenger RNA from Hyaloscypha bicolor E, 2131 nucleotides. RefSeq lists its product as uncharacterized. Bases 25 to 1884 code for a protein of 619 amino acids. The record is from RefSeq and is a predicted model, not a curated record. Lineage: Eukaryota; Fungi; Ascomycota; Leotiomycetes; Helotiales; Hyaloscyphaceae. The transcript is spliced from 6 exons.